AUGCUCAAACGUUGCAAAAACACUCAUUUCAAAUCUCUAUUCUCCAAUUAUCACCAUUUACAAUCUGUAUUAUCAUCUUUUCAUUCCGAUCCUCCGAAAUCCAAUCUUUUUUUCCUCGCAUCAUCACUCGUUAUCCGUAAUAAUUCUCUUCCAACAACGACCAAAAGUAACUUCUCAACAACAACCACACUCUCAAUGGUUCAAUCAUCAAGCUCUCCAUCAUUGAAUUCAGAGAAGAACUUCUUUACGGAAACUGGCACACCAACCCUCUCAGUGCAAGAGAAGGAAGCAAAUCUGAAAAAAAUGUCUUCACCACAAGGCACCACAACCAUCACCACGGGAACACCUCUCCAGCAGAUCUUGCAUCCAACUCCAAGCGAUAUUGAAAUCUCUCAACACUGUAAACCAGAAUUCAUUGGUAAGAUUGCUGAGAAUUAUGGUAUUCAUGUGGAUGAAGAAUUGGAGUAUUAUGGCAAGUACAAGGCUAAAGUUAGAUGCCAAGAAGGAAUAAAUCCAACACCUCUCGGAGAAGGAAAAUCAACUACGUGCUUGGGUAUCUCACAGGCUUUGGGAGCUCAUCUGGGCAAGAAGGUCGUUUCUUGUUUGAGACAGCCUUCUCAGGGUCCCGUGUUUGGCAUAAAGGGAGGCGCUGCAGGUGGUGGUUAUUCACAAAUUGUCCCUAUGGAAGAAUUUAACUUGCACAUGACUGGAGAUAUACAUGCUAUUACUGCAGCCAAUAACUUGUUGGCAGCCGCUGUCGAUACUCGUGUAUUCCAUGAGUCAUACCAAAAGACUGAUCAAUUGUUUGAUCACUUGUGCCCUGCUGGCAAAGAUGGAAAGAGAAAGUUUGCUCCUUCCAUGAUCCAACGAUUGGAAAAGUUCGGAAUUGCUGAGAGAGAAGAUCCUGACAAGUUGACUCCAGAGGAAAGAGAAAAACUUGUUCGUCUCAACAUUGAUCCUGCCACCAUCAAAAUCAACAGAGUGAUGGACAUUAGCGACAGAUACUUGAGAAAGAUUACCGUUGGUCAAGGUCCAAACGAAAAAGGAAGAACAAGAGAAACACAAUUCGACAUUGCUGUGGCCAGCGAAUGUAUGGCAAUUUUGGCCUUAUCCAAGGACAUGAAAGAUAUGAGAAAACGUCUUGGAAAGAUUGUUGUUGCAUAUGACAAGGAUGGUAAUGUUGUCACUGCUGAAGAUAUUGGUGUUGCUGGAGCAAUGGCCGUCUUGAUGAAGGACACUAUUAAGCCAACUCUCAUGCAAACCAUUGAGGGUACUCCUGUCAUGGUACAUGCGGGUCCAUUUGCAAACAUUGCAGCUGGUCAAAAUUCAAUUAUUGCUGACGAAGUUGCUCUUAAACUCGUUGGAGAAGAAGGAUUUGUUUUAACUGAAGCUGGUUUCGGUGCUGACAUUGGUGCUGAGAAAUUCUUUGAUAUCAAAUGUAGAGUCUCUGGAUUGAAUCCAUCAUGUGCUGUCAUUGUUGCCAGUAUUCGUGCUCUCAAAUUCCAUGGAGGAUGUGAGUUGAAGGAUGUCACCAAGCCAAACGUUCAUGCCGUCGAAACUGGCUUUGCCAACUUGAGAAGACAUAUUGGCAACAUGAAGAAGUAUGGUGUUCCUGUGGUGGUUUGUAUUAACGAAUUCAGCAGUGAUACCCAAGAGGAAAUUGAGACAGUUGUGAGAUUGGCUAAGGAGGCAGGCGCAGACGAUUGUGUGCCUUCACGACACUUCUCUGAGGGUGGUAAGGGAGCAGUCGGUAUUUCUGAAGCCAUUGUUCGUGUUUGUAAGGACAAAUCCAAGAUGAACUUUAAACCACUCUAUGAUAUCAACAUUUCCAUUAAGGAAAAGAUUGAAACCAUUGCCAAGGAAAUUUAUGGAGCUGCCAAUGUUGAAUACAUGGAACAUGUUGAAAAGGAAAUUGAAAAAUUGGAAACACUUCCUGAAAAGUACACCAUUUGCUUUGCCAAGACCCAAUACAGCUUCUCACAUGACGAAAAGUUGAAGGGUGCACCAAGCGGUUUCACUUUACCAAUCAAGAACAUUCGGUUGUACAGUGGUGCUGGGCUUUUAGUGCCAUUCUGUGGUGAAAUUUCUGCCAUGCCUGGACUUCCUACUCGCCCAGCUUAUUAUGAUAUCGAUAUUGACGUCGAAACUGGAGAAGUCAAAGGAUUGUUCUAA
Molecule: messenger RNA, 2172 nt
Organism: Naegleria fowleri
Lineage: Eukaryota; Heterolobosea; Eutetramitea; Acrasida; Naegleriidae
Exons: 6
Coding region: 1-2172 (723 amino acids)
Molecular function (GO): ATP binding; formate-tetrahydrofolate ligase activity
Source: RefSeq, a predicted model, not a curated record